AAGUUAAGCUCGCAUUUUAACUCGGCUCUGCGGUUCAGCAGAGUUCAGUCCGACACUCGAGCGUCGUGCACACGUGCCAUCGAUAGACACAGAUUACUCUCUCUCUAUCUACAAACUCAACGUGUGCAAGCCACAAAAAUUUCGCGGUAGCAGUUUCUUCACAAUCAAUGUUCCCGCUCUUGAAGGCCUACACAUCCCUUAAGCAUGCCUAAUGACAACGCACCAGUUUGUGGAUGCGGAGUAGUUUUGGAUUUGCCAAAAUCUCGAAACGCAAUGGGGGCACUUAGUUUAACGAUUUUAAAUCCAAAACCAUUGAAAGGCUCAAAGGGUGAGGGUAGAUCUUCAAAGAAACAAACAGAAGAAGGGGGAGGAGGGAGUGGAGGACGAGGUCCAACAUCAAGAGCAUCGGAUACCGGAAGUACUAGUUCAGUUGCUGAACAAACGAGACCUGCCAAAAACAUACAUAAACACGAAAAACGAUUGAAUCCAUCACGAAGGACUCGAAGUGCAGAAAGAGUCGAAUCGCAUUAUACCUACAUUGACUCGGGUUCGAGCGUAUACGGAGUCACUAUACGAGAAAACGUCAUUCCGGAAGCUCUCUACGCUACCAUUGAAGAUCCACCGAACGCCAGCGCAAACGGAAACGCCGGAAGUCAGCAAAAUGCACAGAAUAGGCCGCAACCCGUAUACUUACUUCCCUCAAUGACGUCACCUCCUCCUACAUAUGACGUCGCGACUGGUGAAUCGUGGCAGGGAGGAUUGCCACCGUCGUAUGAGGAAUAUCUUUGUCACAACUAUCCGAUGAUAUCCCGUUCACAUACACCACCGCCCCCGUGGUCAGAUUCAACAGUCGGCAUUCAGCAGGCGCGCAGGGAUCUUUUUGCUAGCCAAUCAGAGCUCACUGAAUAUCUAACACAACUGACUUUGGUGCAAGCAGCAAACCAAGAUCAGGUCUCUCACCAAUUCCCAUUAGUGCGACAUUCAACGACUGUUAACCAGCAAGCCCUCAGGAAACAGGCGAUGAGGACGCAAAGAGCGCGCGCUAUGCCUCCCAGAUCGCAGAGUGAAAGUCGGGCUCAGCAACAGCGGAUUUCGACAAUGUAUGAUGAUGCUGCUUUUUGCAUGGAAACUACUGCAAUUCAAUCAGCAAUUGACAAUGGAGUGGCAUUCUGCAGUCUUAUGUAAGCAAAAUUGUGAGAAUUACAAAAAAAAAGAAAAAAAAAUGUUUUAAAAAAUUUCGUUACAUUGUGGAGAGUUCUUUAAAGCGAUUAUAUCGCGAUUUCCGGCGCGCACUGUUCGCUUUCGAUUUUCACUCUAUGGUUUUCCCAAUUUCAAAAUUGAAAUUUUGGGAAAAAAUGAGUUUUGUAAUAAGGAAAUUAAAAAUCGAGAAAACUCGAAAAUUUCAAGUGGGUGGAUGUUUGCGUGCGUAUAUGUCUGAUGUGUAUGUGUGUGUGUGUGUGUGUGUGUGUGUGUUUACUGGCAGGUCCAGAAUCACGCUUCAUAUUUCUGAGAGAUCUCGUGUCUGAAAUAUAUGGGCGAGAUUAUAUAUGAAGCCACUUUUUCUACUUCGAGAAAACUUUACUCGAACCAUAUUAGGUACAACGUGAAUAUCGUUACUGAUCAACUCAUAGAUAAGGCACAAGUGACUCGAUUUUUUCAUCUUGAAAUAAAUUUCAUCUUCCUGUUUUCAAUAAAAUAGAAAAAAAAGACAAUUUUUUACUCAAUUUCAAAAUUGUUAUUCUAAAUUCUGUAUUUUGGAAAUUUUAAUUUUAAAAGAUAUUUUAAAAAUAAGAUUAUAUUUUAAAUUGAUUAAUUGCUUGUUUACAUAAUCAAUUCAUUUUUUAUAGUUUUAUUUUAUAUUUCUUUUUGUAUACUUAUUUUCAGUAAUUUUAUUUUUAAUAUUAAAAUUUUUAAAGAAAUCUAUUUUCUAGAGCUGUACAAUAAAAACGACGCGCACAUUUUCAAAUAAUUGAACCAACUAUUUUACAGUUUGUAUAAAUUACACAAUUGUCUAUUAAAAAAUAUAUAUAUAUAUAUUUAUAUAGUUAGAAUUUAGGAAAUAUUUUACUAGGCAAAGUAAAUCUACUUUAAACAAAAUAUAUUUUUUUCAAUAUUAUCGAUUAUUAUAAAAAAAUAUAUUAGUGAGUGAAAGACAAGAGGAUGAAUUUUUAUUUCAGAGGUAAGAAAUCAUUCACAUUUAUCACUCACACACACAAUGAUGAUAAUAAUUUAUUGUGUAUGCAAGAAAGGAAUUUUAAAGAAAGUAAGAUGAUAACGUCAUAUUAUUAAAGUUGUUGAUAUUUCAACAUAAUUUUCGAAAACGAAACACUGAAAACAAUUCAAAUAUGCGCAAUUUUUUAAAUUAAAAAAAAUAUUUAUUUAAAAAAACAAAAUCAAAAAUAAUAGACGAUUGUCGUUUAUUAUUGCUCUUUGUUAAUAUAUAUAAGUAUACGGGAUUGCAGAGCAAUAUAAUGACGUGAAUAAAGACUGAAACAAAAAUUGUAGAUGUGUGAAAACAUGUUUUUUAUUGACAAAUAUAUAUAUUCGUUAAUCAAAAAAAAUUAAUUGACAUCAAAUGUUAAUUUAUUUAUAAUUAAAUGCAAUUUCAAAUAAUGAAAAAUAAUUUCAUUGCAAGUUAUUAUUGUUUAAAAUAAUGAAAAAAGAACUUUGUGAUGACAAGAUACUUUUUUAAAAAAAAAAACUCGAUCCUUAAAAAUUAAAGAUAUAAAGCUUUUUUUUUUUGGAAAAUAAAAAAUGUUGUUGAAGAGAUUCGUUUUCAGUGUGACGUUCUCAGAUGAAAAGAAUGGGUCAUUUCACAAUCUCAGCGUGUUAUCAAAAGUGGUAGAAUAACCUUAAAAAUGGGUUUCCAUCAUCUUCACCGCGGGGAUAUUUCAAAUGACAUUCUGUACUCAAGGGAUAUUCCGCAGACGUCUUAAAUCUCCCAUGUGAAUAGGAAAAAGAAGUCUUCCAAAUAUUUCCUGGUUAUCACGUGUCAGAUAUGCGGACGUUUAUUCGAUCUAUCUUGCCUCAUCACUUUUCUAGUUUACAGUAAUUUUAAACGUGGUUUAUCGUGUCAUGUUUCUUAUAUGUAUAUUAAAAACAAUAUCAAUUCAUCACUUAUUGAGCAAUAAAAUGUGUCAGUCAUAGUAAUCCUAUUUUUUUCAAAACAAAUCAUUAUUACUUAUAUAUUCUUUAAUCAUUACAGCAAAAUUAGACUUUUUAUAAUCGAUCAUUUUUAAUUCAAUUAAAAAGUCUUAAAAUUCAAAUAUAAAAAUGCUCUACUUUUUCUUUUUAUUUACUAUAAAUUGAGAAACAUAACAAGAUUGCUAUGACAUGAAAAUUUAGGCAAUUAUAUAAUAAUCAGCGAGUCAAAGUGAAUCGGAUUUAUCAGAUAUUAGUAAAAAUCGAUUUAAAAUAAAGCACUGACGAUCCUAAUAUUGCCUAAUUUAUAAACAGAAACGAACUGAAUAUUGUCAACGAUUAAUUAAAGGAAAAUAAAUAGGCCUUUAUAUUAUAUUGACAUUAAACAAUAUUUUGGCCUCGGUCCACUUUGGCACUUAAAAAAAAAUAAAAAAAAAAAAACCCUCCAUAGUUUCUAUACCACGUUACUCGUUAUAUAUUUCCCAAUCGUUGAAAGGUGUGAACGUCACAUUCAUAUUUCAUUUUCGAUCAAAAAAAAAAAAAAAAACAGAAAAAAGAAGAUGAAAUGAUCUUCACAAUACCCCUAUAACUUCUAUACAACAAAAUCUAAUAAAUUCUGCUCUUCUUGUGCGUGUAAUAUAUUUGAUAGAGAAAAAUUUACAAAUUAUAAGUAUAAAGAAUGUUUCAAUGGUUUACAAACAUUUAACUAAUAAAAUAAGAAAUUCAGACGUACUUAUUCAAAUAAUGAAAAAAAAUCAUAUGUAUAGUAAGUACGUCAAGUCGAUGUUAACUCAUGUUACACGUAAACUAGCACAUAUGUACAAGAGGGGAGAUUUUAGCUAUAUUAAUAUAGUCAAAAAAUAUGUUUAGGUAAAAAUAAUCAGAACAAUCAAAUAUUAUUGAUAUUAAUAAAAAAUACAUGAAUCUACAUAUAUACUGAAAAAAGAGAAAAAAAACACAAUGAUUCUAAAAAUUAGAAAUUAAAAGCGUACCAGCAAAAUGAGGUUGUCAAGAAGGAAUUUUUUUUAUUAAAAAAAGAAAAAAGAGAUUUUUUCUUAUUUCCCUAUAACCGAAUCCAAUUCUACUUAUUUUUUGAAGUAUAGUUAUUUUAUUUUAAAUUAAGAUAAAAUUGGUUUUUUCUUAAAAAAGAAAUUUACUUUUAAGUAGAACAUUUUAAGAAGAUAUUUUUUUAAUAGGAAAAUUAGAUUUUUAUUAGGGGAAAACUAUUUUUUAAGUUGAAAAAUUACUUUAUUUUUAAAGUUCAUUUUUAAAUUCUACUAAAGGCAACAUUUACUUUUUUUACAUCAAAAAACUAAUUACCCUAGAUUUAUUUUAAACCACAUAAAGUUUGUUAAAUCAAAAUAUUUGCGUUUUUUAAAUAGAAACACUGUUUAUUAAGUAAAAUCUAUAUAUAUUUUCCAAACAAA
Molecule: messenger RNA, 4568 nt
Organism: Leptopilina boulardi
Lineage: Eukaryota; Metazoa; Arthropoda; Insecta; Hymenoptera; Figitidae
Exons: 5
Coding region: 205-1185 (326 amino acids)
Source: RefSeq, a predicted model, not a curated record